CUCCCCCACCGCAUUGACCAAUCUGGCCGGAGGCCGAGCCUGAGAGCACACCGGUGGCCAUUUGCAUCUCCGGCGACAGGCGCACCUUGGGCGAGGUGUCUCUGGAACUCACGGCGGACUGGUGCCAUGGGAGCUCGUGUACGACAGGCUGUGCGGGGAGCGCUCGCCACGAUCUUCGGCGAGGGUGGAGGGUACAGCCGCCGGAGCGCGCUGGCGUGCGUUCGAGCUCGCCAACGUCGACGCCAUGCCAUUGUGGGCGUUUGCACCCGUCGUGCUGGCCACGACGGUGAGCGUGUGGAGGCGCCCGUGGACGCCAAACCACGGGGUGGCCGUCGUCGGAGAUGCAGAUGGCGCGGAACCAGCAUCUAGGCCACCACCGUGCGGGCGCUACGGAGUCGCCGACCUCGCCAUUGACCGAAGCUGGCCGCCGCAUAAAUCGACGCCGGCGACCAUUUCGUCGACGCCAUUGAGCUCCGUCCCCCACGUCCGCUCCGUUAUAGGCACCGUCGUGUGAGGGAGGGAUCCAGAGCGAAGGACGAGCUCCUCCAUGGCGGCCACGGCCAGCUCAAUCACCAGCGGAGAACGUGCACAUGAGGUGCUCGACAGAAUGCCCCCGAGGUAAAUUUUGUGUGAAGGUAAUGACAGGUAGGCCAAAUUUAAUGAAAACCGGUGGCAAAUUGUGGAAAAAUGAAAACCCGUGGCAAAGCCUUGAAUUGUUGUGGUAUCUUUUUUUUGUUUUUUUGCAAUUUUCUCAUGUUUUCUUGACUCGCGUGACGCGUGCACCUGCCAAAUUUAGAAAUUUCAACUUGGAGACUUGCUGAACAAUAGAAGACUUGAAUCUUCAGGCUACAUUUUAACUUUGGCCUGUUACUCAGCGCUGAGCCGCUGACAGAGUGGCCAAUUUUUCUGCACCUUAUUUCUAUUAUCUGAUCUAUCAUCUGAAGCAAACUGCUACUGCAAUAGGCUCACAAGGUCGGCUGUAGCACACAUGCAACCGUCUCUGGCUCAAAUAGCUCUAUUAAGUGAGGUUAAGAAAGAAGGAAGAUACAGAGGAGUUCAUUCAGAAACAUCUUGCCACGGUGAAGUACAAGGUGAGGAGCAACGUGGGUAACCAGUCCAAAUCACCGUGGAAUGUCAAUCUCAGAGCAACAUCAGGUAUAUUGGCAAUCCCUGGGCAACACCCGUCUCUUCCCCACUCCUGGACACCGUAAUUUUACCACUACUCUUUCCAUUGGAGAAAUUAAAUUCAAGAUGGAGCUUGCCAUGUCUGCAGUAGCAGGUGAACUCUUGAGCCGAUUCAUCUCCUUCCUCAGCAACAAGUACCACUCGAGCCAGGCAUACUCGGAAGAUAAGCAGCUUGAGAAGCUGCAACUGCUGCUCCUGAGAGCUUGCACUGUCGUCGAGGAGGCGGACGGGCGGUACAUCACCAACUCGGGCAUGCUCGCGCAGCUCAAGAUGCUGGCGAGCGCUAUGUACCGAGGCUACUGGGCGCUAGGGGCCGCCAGUUACAGGUCCCUCGAGGAGGAUAGUACCCUGGAGGUGGAGGUUAGCAACUCAUCUGUCUGUCCAAAACGUUCCCGCGCAGUCCAUGCCAAUGCUCGAAAGAACCAGGCCAGGUACCUUCUCGAGCUUCAGGGUGCACUGGAAAGCUUAGAAAGUAUUGUUGGUAAUCUGAGGGAGUUUGUUUUGAUUCUGGGUGGGUGCGAUCGCAUGGUUCGUAGACCAUACGAUGCCUAUCUUUACAUGGAGAACUUCAUGUUCGGCCGCCAUACCGAGAAGCAAUUGUUGUCCAAGUUCCUGCUGCAGCACGACCAUCGCUCUCCACCGGCUGUUCUCCCCAUCAUCGGUGCUCUUGGAGUUGGGAAGAAGACGCUAGUCGCACAUGUGUGCAACGACGAGAGGGUUAGAUCGCGCUUCCCUGUGAUCUUGCAUCUGCGUGAAUCUGAUCUGUUGACCAUGACAGACCACUCAACUCUUGUUGCAGAGAAGACGACACUGCUAAUCAUCGAGUUUGUUUCGGAUCUGGGUGAGAAGGAUUGGUCCAGGUUUUACUCGGCUCUGGCAAGCUUGGAUAGUAGAAGCAAAGUGGUUAUCCUAAGCCGGUAUAAGAAUUCAGAGAAGUUUGGAACUGUGAAGCCAAUAUUUCUGAAUCCUCUGUCAUACGAGGAGUUCAGCUACCUCUUCAAGACGCUCACAUUUGGGAGCGCGAACCAGCUGGAAUACCCGCGGCUAGUACGGAUCGCGGACGAGUUUGCGAGGGAGCUGCAGUCAGAUUGGUCGCUGGUCACUGCAAAUCUGCUUGCGGACGUGAUAAGAAGAGAUCUGAAUGUUUGUUUCUGGCUCUGCAUACUGACCAGGCUUAGAAGGGUAGUGGAGAGAAACUUGUCCAUGUUUGGUGAACACCCCAAGUUACUUCUCGAGAGAGGUCAUGAAAUAGCUGUCACGGACCUUGUUUUGCACUCCUCCUGUCCGCUUCGCCUCGUCUGGGGCAUCACAGAUGAUGUUCCCAUGAAGAAGAAACCAUCAAAGGUUACAUUUCAUGAACUGUUGAUAGAUCCUGGGGCUGGGAGAAAAGUGGAGUCCGGUCAGUUGACAUGGGAAUCAAGGUUACCGCCUUAUACUUCAUUUCAUCACUUUGUUUCACCUUGUGCUCAAGGUAUGCUUGGAGGUACUACCCUGUCACGACGGAAGCGUCGAGGGGUGCCUUUCUAGCCUUGUAACAAUACUCACACCCUAAUGUAAUGGGGAAUUGUUCAACGGGUUUGCCUAGGAUCAGCUACUUAUAAUUGUUGAUUGUAAUCCUGUUUUUCGGAGAUGGGGUAUGGGUGUAUACCAUUUUACCUUCUUUUUAGGUGAACCCAUAAAAAAAUUAGUACAAUAAAAUAGUUGUGUGCAUCAAUUGAUGCAGCUAUAGGAGGCUUUGCCUCCUUUUCAAAGGAAAAUGUAAUAGAAAAAUAUAUACUAUAAUUUCUACGGAUGCACACUU
Molecule: messenger RNA, 2986 nt
Organism: Lolium perenne
Lineage: Eukaryota; Viridiplantae; Streptophyta; Magnoliopsida; Poales; Poaceae
Product: putative disease resistance protein RGA4
Source: RefSeq, a predicted model, not a curated record